AUUCCUCUCUCUCGAGACUACACUCUCUUGGAUAACUACUGUAAAUUUCCCAAGUAGACUUUGCCUCGUAAUUCACCUCUGGUGCUCAUAAAAUCACCAAUAGCGAAUUCAAAUUCUUACCAUCCAAACAAUUCAAAAUUCAUGUCCUAUUGUGCUAUCCCGAAAUAAAGAAAGAGAACACAAGUCGCCCAUCAAGUGUAUAUGGUGCCUAACAGUCCAGUAAAAUUGUCACUACCAGAACCACUUAUGAAAUCUAGCCAUACAUUUCAUCUCCACCCUUAAUUUGUCACAAUUCCUAUUGGUGCCGCAAGUGGCAGCUUCUCUGAUCUUGGCAACGCCCUGCACGCGCUCGUGCCCCUUCCGACCCCUGCCUGUCUGUUCCUGCCCCAUUCACAACCUANAUCACCUUUGAUGCUGGGCGACAUUGUCGCGCCUCCGAUCGCCUAUAACGACACUUCACUCUGGCAGUCUCCACCACACGGCCAUGGCACCCGAGGACAAAACUGAAGGUAGUGGGUCAGGCCGCCCUCCCACGGUGGGUGGGGCCCACACGCUGGCGGCCAAUUACCUCCUGACGCCAAAAUCCCACCAGCGGACCGAUUCGUCCUACUCCAGAAACUACUCAUUGUUAGACAUCUACGGCACAGAAUCUCCCUUGGAAGAAGGCACAGCCCUGCCUGAAAGAGGUCUCGACGCCAGCAUCAUGAAAGAGUUGGACAGGCUCGACUUCCACGAUACCGACAACUCGUUGACCCUUGACGAGCCCGAAAUCGCCAGCCCUAUCACCAUUGCAUUCGACCGCAAGAGCCAGAUCCAGCCGAUAAGCCCAGACAACAUCGACGGACUCUUGAAGUCACCAUACGACCGCUACGGUUUCAAAAAGGCCUCUGCCCACCACAGCACCACCAAAGAAGAGUACAACGAAUGGUUCAAAGAGUACUCCCAGUACUCGCUCCGUCGCAAGAAGAAGUGGCUCUUGCUCAUGAAAUCUAACGGCCUCGGCCUCGACAACGACAAUGCCAUUCCCACCAGGUUCCCUCCCAAAUCUGACAAGGUCAAGAAGAUGAUCCGGAGAGGCAUACCUGCUGAAUGGCGAGGCAAUGCCUGGUUCUUCUACGCUGGUGGGAAUGAAAAAUUGAACAAACAUGUGGGUGUUUACGAUAGGAUCGUCAAGGACACUGCCGAAGUCCAAAACAAGGAUACAGAAGUUAUAGAGCGGGACUUGAACCGGACUUUCCCUGAUAAUAUUUAUUUCAACGACAUGCUAGGAGCGGAUCCCGGAUCGUCCUCCACCACCAUUAAUACAGACUCGCUCCCAACUGCAGAAACAGGUAUGAUUAAAUGCUUGAGGCGAGUGUUGGUGGCUUUUGCCCACUACCAGCCCCAAAUAGGGUACUGCCAAUCGCUCAAUUUUUUGGCAGGCCUUUUACUAUUGUUCAUGGAAGAGGAAAAAGCAUUCUGGAUGCUUGUGAUUUUGACAGAGCGAAUCAUUCCAAAAGUCCACUCGGCAAACUUAGAGGGUGUCCACACAGAUCAGGGUGUUUUGAUGCUCUGUGUAAAAGAAUACAUUCCUCAACUUUGGAGUAUUCUUGGAAAGACAUUCGAGGGAGAGACCCUUUCGGAGGACAAAAUUCUCACCAGGCUUCCGCCAGUGACUCUCGUGACUUCCUCGUGGUUCAUGUCGUUAUUCGUAGGAAUUUUGCCUAUUGAAACAGCCUUGAGAGUGUGGGAUAUAUUGUGGUAUGAAGGCUCCAAAACCAUUUUCAGGAUCUCGUUAACUAUCUGUAAAAUGUGCCUUGAUAAUCCAGAAUUCCAGAAGGCUCGUGGCACUUCGGGUGGAGGUGCAGAGAUGGAUCAAAUCGAGUUAUUCCAGUUCAUGCAAAAUUUUCCGAAGAUUAUACUUGAUCCAAACUUUUUGGUUGACAAUUGUUUCAAGAAAAUUGGUGGGUAUGGUUUUGGAUCGUUGCCCCAGGAUGAAAUUAACAAUUGUCGUGAGUUUGUCUCAAAACAGCGAAGUAAGUUGAAUAGCAAGAAAACUUCGAGUCUUGCUACAGAGUUGACAGAUGAGGAGAGAAAAACAUUGAUAUCGAGCUCAGGUAGCUCCUACAAUGAUGAAGAUGGAAGUAUCCACGACGUUUACGGGUUUCAUAGAUCUAUUAUGAGUGGGGUGGUGUGGAAUAAGAAUAUGAGCAAUAAGAUGAAGAAGAAAUUCUCUAAAAGAUUAAAGUGAUCAUUUUUCUAUUCAGCUCCGACUUGAAUGUGUUAAAAAAGGAAUUCUAUAUUUUUCCGUCUAAUUCCUACUCGUUCGUUUAUGUCUUCGUUAGAAAAUACCUUCUAACCUUGGCUGUUUGCAU
Suhomyces tanzawaensis NRRL Y-17324 is the source of this 2354-nucleotide messenger RNA. Its product is annotated as Rab GTPase-activating protein. NCBI's taxonomy places the organism in Eukaryota, Fungi, Ascomycota, Pichiomycetes, Serinales, Debaryomycetaceae. The transcript has a single exon. The coding region runs from base 485 to 2230 and encodes 581 amino acids. The record is from RefSeq and is a predicted model, not a curated record.